CUUUUUUAUAAAAUCAUCAAAGAGUAAACAGUUAAUAAAAUGACUCACCAAUUUGCUGUUCAUGUUAAGUAAUGACAAAGGAAAAAUAACAAACUACAAUAUUUUGCUCAAAUGUAUUUAAUGAUUUUUUAUAAAGUUAAAUGACGCAAUUGGUGCAUUGUCGGUGUAAAAUAUAAUAUUGUAUUCUAACGCACCGUAAAUAAAAUAAGCUAAACGCGAGGACAGAGCUAUACAGAUACAAAACAAAGACGACACGGUUGUUUGAACAGGAAAUUAGACAAACAAACUUAUAUGCUGGUAAAUAAAGUAUUUUCUAAACAAAACCUACAGGCAGGGACUUCUCUUGAUGUGACACUGUCGCAUCCUGUUCACGACUGCUUAGCAUGUUGAAAUUUCUGCCUUCGAGAAUUCAGCUGCGACCGAACUGAGGAGCGCAUUUAUAUAUCAUUUUAUUACGGUAGUGGUGACUAUGGAGGAUCCCAUUUCACCAAACCGCCCGACAGCAGGACUUCGCUAAAGUGUGUGUUUGCGUGUGUCUGCGGCUGAAGUUAGCCGACAAGCUGACGUCAACCUAGAUCAAGCGACUGUGAGUGAUCAGCCCAUUAAAGCGAAGAAGAACUACAAACAAUAACAACUGAGGGAACACAGGAGGCAUCGCCAUGAGGAUCUUAAGGUUUCUGAGGAGCAGCCUGUCCACAGGGAAGGAAAUCGACUAUUACUCCAAAUUCUCACCGUCCCCUCUCUCCAUUAAGCAGUUUCUGGAUUUUGGUUCAGAGAAUGCAUGUGAGAAAACUUCGUUCGUCUUCCUCAGACAUGAGCUGCCUGUGAGGUUGGCAAACAUCAUGAAAGAAAUCAACCUGCUGCCAGACAACUUGUUGAGGACCCCAUCAGUCCGGUUGGUUCAGAGCUGGUACAUGCAGAGUAUACAGGAGAUUAUCGAGUUCAAAGAAAGAAAUGCAGAUGAUGAGAAGGUUGGUUAUGAUUUCACAGACGCUGUGAUAAAAAUCAGAAACCGGCACAACGAUGUCAUUCCCACCAUGGCUCAGGGAGUGGUGGAGUACAAAGAGACGUACGGCACCGACCCGGUCGUCAGCCAGAAUGUUCAGUAUUUCCUGGAUCGUUUCUACAUGAGUCGGAUAUCCAUCCGGAUGCUGCUCAACCAGCACACGCUCCUCUUCGGUGGGAAGGUGAAGGUGAACCCGGCUCAUCCCAAACAGAUCGGCAGUAUUGAUCCGCACUGUCGUGUCAGUGAGGUGAUCAGAGACGCCUACGAAAACGCACGGAAUCUCUGUGACCGGUAUUACAUGAACUCUCCUGAGCUGAAGCUGGAGGAAUCCAAUGUCAAAGAGCGGGAAAACCCCAUAACUGUGGUCUACGUUCCAUCUCAUCUCUAUCACAUGGUGUUCGAACUUUUUAAGAACGCCAUGCGGGCCACCAUGGAGUUAUAUGGCGACUCCAUGGAGUGUCCUCCCAUCCACGCACACAUCGCUCUGGGAACUGAGGAUCUGACGGUUAAGGUGAGCGAUCGCGGAGGAGGCGUGCCUUUGAGGAAGAUCGACAGGCUGUUCACCUACACGUACUCCACCGCUCCUCGGCCGAACUUCGACGGAUCACGCGCUGCUCCUCUGGCUGGUUACGGUUACGGCCUCCCCAUCUCUCGACUGUACGCUCGCUACUUCCAAGGGGACCUGAAGCUGUACUCUCUGGAGGGUUACGGAACUGAUGCUGUGAUCUACUUCCGGGCCCUCUCCACAGAGUCCAUCGAGAGGCUGCCCGUGUACAACAAGUCGGCGUGGAAACACUACAAGACGAUCCACGAGGCCGACGACUGGUGCGUCCCGAGCAAAGAGCCCAAGGACAUGACCACGUUUCGUAGUUUCUAAUUUUCAAAAGACAAAUCAGUCCUGGAACAAAGUGUGUGGGGGUGGGGGGGGUGGUAAAUGUGGUUUGUGUAUGUGUGGGAGCGUGUAAAGGGUCUUUAUCUCAGUUCAGAGGUUUUGUACAUAAAGUUAAAAAAAAAUAGAAAGACUGACUGAGAAAAGUUUUAGUGCCAUAAAUUAGAACAAGUUGUUCUGGUGAUGAUUAUGGAGCAACACAAACAGAACCGCUGCUUGUCCUCAUCGCGAGUAACUGGAAAUAAACAUGAGCAGCUUUCUAAACAAACACACAAAUAAAAAACAAACAAAUUCUGGAGUUUUGAGCUCAAUACUGAUAUCUAUAGUUUAAUUUUAAAGUUGAUUGUGAUAUUGGCCAGUCAUUUUGUGCACUGAGCACGAUAUUCAGUAUAGAAUGAAAAGCUUCAGAUGGCUGAUGAACACCCAGUGGAUAAAGUGUAUUUACCCCUGUCAGGCAAAACUAACUCUUUAUAUUAUAAUAAGGACAUUUCAGAGGGGCAUCAUCAUGGAAUUACUUAUAACUUAUGACAAAUGAUUGGUUUGUUCUAAAUAAGUACGUCAAUCGUCUCACUUAUACUAAUAUUUGCAAUAUAUGUCAUCAUGAUGACGUCAUCCCACCAUAUGAUCAUAAACUGUUUUUCAAACUAUAUAUGCUUAAAGUCGUGUAUCGUGUAAGAGGCAGCAGAUACUUAUAAACUCCAUUCUCGAACAAGGCAUGGUUUUCUGACUUCUUCAUGGAGCCACAUAUCAUAUAAUCAGGAAUCAAUAUCUGAUCAAUAUAAGCUCUAGAUUGUCUGUUAUUUGCAGAGAUUUCUCAGAAAAUGUGUUUCUCAGACCAUAUUUUGUGUUUUAACCUUUGACCUAUCAACUCCAAAAGUAAUUCAUGUGGAGAUCUGCUCCUAAGUAAUGACCACACCAGGUCGAGUGAAAAUCCAUCCAUGUGUUGUAGAGUUAGUUUGUACAGACACAAAGGGAGAGAGGUGAAAACAAGAACCUGCUUCUGACCAUACCAGCCUGCAGAGCAAUAAACGUAUCAGCGCCCUCUAGUGGACAAACUCACAGCAGCACAGAUUCCUUGAUAGUAACUAUGAAAACAAGCAACAAUAGUACAGUAUUGUAAGUGUGAUGAGCUUCAUAAAGUCUAUCAGGAGGAAAACCCACCUCCUGAAACCCCCUGCGUGGUUCCAUAUCAUUUGUGGGAUUUUCAAAGACUUAAUUUCAGUUUUAAGGCAGGAACUUUAUAAGUUUAUUUUUAAAUAUGCACGUAUCCAAUAGUUUACAGCUUUUCUUGAGGAGCUGUAGUUCAGCUCUGCUCAUUCACUCUCCUAUAUGUGUUCAGUUUGAGGUUUUGGAAGAAAGGGGAACAAUUUAUUGUUGCUUUUUUUUUUAAACCCGUUACAUUUUUCUUGCUGAUUAGUCUUAUUUUUGUAUGUCCUUCAUUCAGGGCAUUUCUUCCUCAGUUGAUUGGUGUUUACAAGCAAAGUUACCAUAGUAGUCCUUGUUUACCGUCUGUUAAGGUCAAGUCUUCACAGUUUAAAGAAUUAAUUGGGAGAUUAAUUGUUACAAUUGCACGUUCAUAUGUUAAUAAGCUUUCUUCUUGAAUUCUCGGAGCAUUUGCAAAUAAUGUGCAGCAAAUGGAAACAAAAUACAAUUUAAGCUCUUCUCUCAUCAGAGUUGUAUUAUUCAGUAAAAAGCAGUAUCUGUGUUUCUCUUGUUGUAUUUUUAGGGACUCUCUGUUAAAUAAGCUACAUUUCAACUUUUCAAUGUUACAAAAGAGCCGUUACACUGUCUGGAUCAUGUUCAGUAAAAAAAAUAAACAGUUCCAACAGA
Pleuronectes platessa (European plaice) is the source of this 3725-nucleotide messenger RNA. RefSeq names its product pyruvate dehydrogenase kinase, isozyme 1 (gene pdk1). The transcript has 11 exons. Gene Ontology annotation, molecular function: pyruvate dehydrogenase (acetyl-transferring) kinase activity. Gene Ontology annotation, biological process: regulation of glucose metabolic process; protein phosphorylation. The coding region runs from base 660 to 1883 and encodes 407 amino acids. The record is from RefSeq and is a predicted model, not a curated record. Lineage: Eukaryota; Metazoa; Chordata; Actinopteri; Pleuronectiformes; Pleuronectidae. Gene Ontology annotation, cellular component: mitochondrion.